AUGGUUCAAGGACGGGAUAACGAGCCUGAGAGUAUGACUGAACGAGACAGGAUUGUCGGGAUGUGGGAGAUGGGGAUGUUAGUGAGUGACAUUGCCGAGCAGAUGGGACGGAUCAAGACAAUGGACCAUCAUGCUUCAGGGUCGAUUAGGAUUAAGGUCUUUUUGGGCAGAGAACCAGUUGGUCUUGAAAUUAACAGUGUUAAUCCUGUCAUAGCUCAGCAUCGGAGACGUGUGGGAGCGUCUCAGAGUCUUCACACUCAUGCUUCAGGAACGCACAAGGACAAGCACAAGGAUAAACACAAGCACAAGGACAAGCACAAGGACAAACACAAGGACAAGCACAAGGAUAAGGACAAGCACAAGGACAAACACAAGCACAAGGAUAAACACAAGCACAAGGACAAGCACAAGGACAAACACAAGGACAAGCACAAGGAUAAGGAUAAGGAAAAGCACGAGCAGAAUAACAAGGCACACUGA
This is a messenger RNA of Homarus americanus (American lobster), 480 nucleotides long. Its product is annotated as DNA topoisomerase 1-like. Lineage: Eukaryota; Metazoa; Arthropoda; Malacostraca; Decapoda; Nephropidae. The coding region runs from base 1 to 480 and encodes 159 amino acids. The transcript is spliced from 3 exons. The record is from RefSeq and is a predicted model, not a curated record.